UCCGGUAGGGUUUUAGACCUUCUUCCGGUAGGGUUUUUGACCUUCUUCCGGUGUGAUCGGCGAGGCCGCUAUAGAUUUUGGAUUAAGAUAAAGUUUAUCAAGUAACCAUGGAUUUUCAACAUCGACCAGGAGGAAAGACUGGGAGCGGCGGGGUCGCUUCCUCUUCUGAAAGCAAUCGAGAUCGAAGAGAGCGGCUGAGACAGUUAGCGUUGGAAACCAUUGACAUAAAUAAGGAUCCUUAUUUUAUGAAAAAUCACUUGGGUUCUUACGAAUGUAAACUUUGCUUAACUCUUCACAAUAAUGAGGGGAGUUAUUUGGCCCACACACAAGGAAAGAAGCACCAGACUAAUUUGGCACGACGCGCAGCGAAAGAGGCAAAGGAAUCACCAGCACAGCCAGCACCUGAGAAGGUUAAAGUGGAGGUGAAGAAAUUUGUCAAAAUUGGUCGGCCAGGCUACAAAGUGACCAAACAAAGAGAUUCAGAAGUGGGACAGCAAAGUCUCCUUUUUCAGAUUGAUUAUCCAGAAAUCGCAGAAACUGUAAUACCACGCCAUCGGUUUAUGUCUGCGUACGAACAACGAAUUGAACCACCUGACAGACGCUGGCAAUACUUGUUGUUUGCAGCUGAGCCAUACGAGACCAUUUCCUUUAAGGUACCGAGUAGAGAAAUUGAUAAAGUUGAGGGGAAGUUUUGGACACACUGGAACAGAGAAACAAAACAGUUUUUCCUUCAGUUCCACUUCAAGAUGGAAAAGCCUUUACAGCCACAAUCCUUGCCCAUUGGACCCCCUGGACUGAAGACCAGACCACCGCCGCCACCGAUCAUCAAUGGCAUGCCACCAAGGGGCCCCAUGCCGCCAGGCGCAAUGCCAACUCCGCGACCGGCAGGCAUGCCCAUGCCGCCAAUGCCACCUGGAGGCCCGGUGCCACCACAAAUGCCACCAGCUCCACAGGGACCACCACCCACUCCCCAGGGACCUCCCCCCACCCCGCAGGGACCACCCCCGACCCCGCAGGGACCACCCCCGACCCCGCAGGGACCGCCUCCGACCCCACACGGAAUGCCCCCGACCCCACAAGGACUGCCCCCACAAGGCAUGCCCCCACAAGGCCCGCCCCCACAAGGCAUGCCCCCACAAGGCCCACCCCCACAAGGCCCUCCCCCACAAGGCCCGCCCCCACAAGGCCCUCCCCCUCAAGGCCCACCCCCACAAGGCCCGCCCCCUGUUCAGAUCCUGCCCCCAGCUCCGCAAGGCCCGCCCCCGGCUCCGCAGGGCAUGCCUCCAGCUUCAAUUUCUGCUCCGAUUCCCACUCCGGCCUCUGUUCCACUGCCCACUAUGAUCCACAUUCCGGGUCCGUCCCCUGUUCCAGCUCUACCGCCAAUGUUAAGGCCUCCGCUCCCCAGUGAGUCUGUACAAAUUGGGGCACCUCCUAUUCCUCUCCCACCCCCUGGUAUGCCCCCUCCUCCUAACUGAACUUUACAUCAAUAUAACUUUUGUAGAUUGGCCUUUAAUUGUUAAUUUGGUAGUAUCUAUGUGUCUUGCAAAUGUACAAUACUUUGCGAUACUUCACCGACCAUUAAAUAAAUUUGACAGC
Molecule: messenger RNA, 1596 nt
Organism: Amblyraja radiata (thorny skate)
Lineage: Eukaryota; Metazoa; Chordata; Chondrichthyes; Rajiformes; Rajidae
Gene: sf3a2
Product: splicing factor 3a, subunit 2
Exons: 9
Coding region: 108-1475 (455 amino acids)
Biological process (GO): spliceosomal complex assembly
Cellular component (GO): catalytic step 2 spliceosome; U2-type prespliceosome; U2 snRNP
Molecular function (GO): nucleic acid binding; zinc ion binding
Source: RefSeq, a predicted model, not a curated record